AUGCCGUAUAAUGACAAAACACAUAUUCCAGGCGCGAAAGUUGAAUAUUUUGUUGAAACACGUUUAAAAGAAACAAAUGAAGAACAAGAAUUUGGCUUGUACGUUACAUGUGACGGGAGACGGCGAAUAUCCUCUGCAUCGUUCGUUGAUCAGAUACCGACAAUUAUUGUUGUGCAAAACUCGUAUUCAGAAUUAACAAUAAAAAAUGUAUUAGUACAUUUACGUGUGGGAAAUCAAAAAGAUGAAUUGAUUGGAACAACAAAUCACAAACAAAACUAUUCUAUUGGAAUGGUUUAUUGUGCCACACAUGGGAAGACAACAAUCGUGGACGAUCUUUUUUAA
Molecule: messenger RNA, 342 nt
Organism: Didymodactylos carnosus
Lineage: Eukaryota; Metazoa; Rotifera; Eurotatoria; Philodinida; Philodinidae
Source: the annotation of a GenBank genome assembly